This is a messenger RNA of Acipenser ruthenus (sterlet), 1346 nucleotides long. Its product is annotated as caspase activity and apoptosis inhibitor 1. The record is from RefSeq and is a predicted model, not a curated record. NCBI's taxonomy places the organism in Eukaryota, Metazoa, Chordata, Actinopteri, Acipenseriformes, Acipenseridae. The transcript is spliced from 6 exons. The coding region runs from base 278 to 1198 and encodes 306 amino acids.
UAUAAACUGCAACGGUGAUGUAAUCAUUGUGCGACAAACAAGUGCUUGUAAACUGGUGUCAGAGUGAAACAGUUUAUAUAAAUUAAAUACCGGUACUCAUCUUUCGUAUUUUAGAGGCAAUCUACUGUUUUCUUUUAAAAAACUAGAGCGGGAAAGAUCGUUGAUUUCGAGUUCCACACAGUAUUGUACAGUAGAGCACGUCGUCUUCUUUCGAGAUCAAAUGACUCCAGCAUAAGCUAAAUAUAAUAUUUAAUCACAAUACACGCGUGUAAUUGAAAUGACAGGUAAAAAUUCAGCAAAAGAAAAGAAAAGAAAACAUUCCCAUUCGGAAGGACGCCGUUUAGAAAGAAAAAAGCGAAGUACAGAACCUAGUAUCGAGGAUUUAAAAGCCAACUCUGAGAAUCAGGAUGAACCAAGUGACAUAGAAGAAGGAGGACUAAAUCUCAAUGUUCCAUUCAAGCCCAUCAGUGUCUAUGUCACAGACAAACAGGAACUCCUGGAACAGUGCUUCCGGGUUAUAGGAGAGAAGAAGCUUAUGAAAAUGCUUCCUGAUGAGUUGAAGAGAUGUACCUAUGAUGAAAUCAAGCAGCUCUGUAUGGAGCAACUAGAACAGCUUUCUCAGAAGAACCUUCUCCAAAUUCUUGAAGGUGAUGAUUUCACAGGAUUCUCCGAUAUCGAAGAAGAGAGCAAGAAGAUUGAAAGGAAUGCAGAAACAGAAAGCCAGCAGGACAAUAAUGUGGAUUCCACUUCAUCUCUGCAAGAAAAUGUUGAACAGGAAGACCUCAAGCAAGGUGGUGCCUCGGGGGAGGAGAGUGACGCCCUCAGCAUCAAUGCAGACAUGUAUGACAGUGACAUAGAAGGCCAUAAGGAAGAAACUGAAGAGAAAAAAAUUGUGGAGGUUAUUGAAAGCCCAGCCGUGAACCCCUCCAACUCCAAGAAGGAGCUUCAGAGUGACAUUGAAAAGAGUGUAAAUGAGAUACUGGCCUUGGGUGGACCUAGCCAGGAGGAGCCCAAAGUAGCAGCGGUGGCAGCAGCAGCAGCAGCUACAGAGGUGGUGGAAGCAGCUUUGCCUGGCCCUGCCUCAGUGGGGGUGCAGCCUUCAGCCCAGCUGCUGGAGCUACUUGAGUUGGAGAUGAGGGCAAGGGCUAUCAAGGCGCUAAUGAAAGCUAAUGAGGUUAAGAAACAGGCCUGCGCUUAAGAUUCCAGAUGGAAAGACUUCACAAUCAAAGUAGUUUGACAUUACUGUGUACUGAAUUUCGGUUUUUACUUAUUCAGUAUUUUCCAGGUAUUAUUUUCUAGGAAAUACAUGAUGUUUUGAUUAAAAUGCUGUUUUAUUUUGACUCUGA